CCGAUUCGUUUCCUGUCGGAUUAAUCCGUUUGACCGGAUUGUUGACGGGUUUCGGAGAGCCCGAAACCCGUUGUAGCCGGUUGACGGGAGUUGAUGAUUUUGAUAUUAUCCGCCCCGGUAGUCCUGACACCCGGAAACUCGGCGACCCUAUGCCCUUCUCCUCAUCCUCUGCCGACUGCCGCCGCUGCCACAUUCAUCCUUUCCUACCUCCCUUGCCGCUGCUUUCUUCACGACCACCACCACCCUCUCGCCGUCCUUAGCCCGCGGUGGCGGCGACAACAACAGCUUAUCAACCUCAUGAUGAUGAAGAUGAUCUCUUCUAAUAGCAUGCACCUCCUCCUUGAUCUUCCUCAACCCAAGUAACCUACUGCAGGCGAUACGCUUCUCUUCCUUGCUCAGGCAUCGCCAGCUCCCUCAUCGACGGGGGCCGGCAGCGGAUGAGGCGAAUCGACGUCGUGGUGGUAGCGGGUAAACCCGUUAACCUUGAUUGUAGCCCGUUACCCGAUGGAUUCGGGGUUGGGCCUGAAGAUGAGCCCGUCAGGGCUAGUGGGGCGGAUUCGGGGAAAGCCCAACAGGCUUUCGGACGGGUGACGAAUAGGCCCUCCCCGGCCCCGAUCCGACCCGUUGCCAAGCCUACCGCAGAGAACCGGAGAUACCUGGAAACCAAGAAACAAAAGAUGGGCCACGUCUAUGGUCCUGAUAAUGGUCAUUCCAACAGAACCCCAGAAGAUGGUUUAUUGGAGGCAUAGAUCAUCUCCCCCUCAAAGGAUACACCAAGGGGAACUUGCUUGUUUUCUUCAUUGACUGGAGUCUUACAUUCUUUGAACGAAAUACAUCUGCCGCCACACUAGCCUCUCGAUACACGAGAGAAAAAGAAUACAGAUUAAUUAACAGA
Messenger RNA from Linum trigynum, 895 nucleotides. NCBI's taxonomy places the organism in Eukaryota, Viridiplantae, Streptophyta, Magnoliopsida, Malpighiales, Linaceae. The record is from the annotation of a GenBank genome assembly.